Messenger RNA from Salvia splendens (bonfire salvia), 786 nucleotides. Its product is annotated as berberine bridge enzyme-like 25. Gene Ontology annotation, molecular function: flavin adenine dinucleotide binding; oxidoreductase activity. The record is from RefSeq and is a predicted model, not a curated record. Bases 1 to 786 code for a protein of 261 amino acids. NCBI's taxonomy places the organism in Eukaryota, Viridiplantae, Streptophyta, Magnoliopsida, Lamiales, Lamiaceae. The transcript has a single exon.
AUGCAAGAAAUCUUCCCAGAGUUAGGGCUAGUGAAAGAAGACUGCAUAGAAAUGAGCUGGAUCCGAUCCACCUUAUUCAGCUUCCAAUUGCCAAUCAAUCCACUUGAAACUUUGCUCAACCGGACUCAGGCCGAUCUGAGGCAGCUCAAAGCCAAGUCAGAUUAUGUUCGAACUCCAAUUCCUUUGAACGCGAUUAAAGGCAUGGUGACUUUGUUGCGUGAACCAGAAGCAGAUGAGACUAUUUACUACAUGGUGCCAUAUGGCGGAAGAAUGGGUGAAAUACCAGAAUCGCAGACUCCGUUUCCUCACAGGGCCGGUGUACUCUACCAACUUGCCGGCUUCACUUACUGGCAAAACUCUAAGGCUGCAGACGCGAGCAGUUACAUAAGCUGGAGUCGCAGGUAUUAUCAAUACAUGACUCCUUAUGUGUCAAGCUCGCCUAGAGAAGCGUACUACAACUACAGAGAUCUCGACAUUGGAGUGAAUAACCCUAAUGGGAAGACAAGUUAUGCACGAGCAAGCAUUUGGGGGAAGCCAUAUUACAAGGAUAAUUUUGAUCGUCUUGUUCGGGUGAAGACAGUUGUUGAUCCGGCCAAUUUCUUUAAGAAUGAACAGAGCAUUCCUGAUACGGAUCGUACCGACAGGGGAGUCAGAGAAGACGCACAUGAACAGACAUGCUCUUGGAUAGCUCGAGCGGAGGUAUCAAAGUAUGUAGUAAAAUCGACAUACGAGAAACCACGCCGACAGAAGAGGCUGCGUGAUUACAUUGCGGAUUACGUGCCGUGA